AUGCUUAGUCAGGAAAGGUCACUCAGGACCAACUUCAUGUACUGUGUUCUCCCCCCUUUUCCAACGUGGUGGCUGUUGGUGGCAUUUAAUACUAUGCCGACCACACUGCGCCAGUGCCGCCUCGUGAGGUGCCCGCACGCCAUCAAACUUGGCGCCCCGUACGCAAGCGAAACCAAGCCAAGUCGGCGGGGGCAGCGAGUGGGGAGGCUGUACGCCCCCCUGUUCUCGUCACAGUGCGGCUUGGCUACGAUGGCGCAUCCUCAUCUACAACAGCGUGGUGGGACAGCGACCACAGAGUUAUCACGAACACUUUGUGGACAUACAUUUUCUGCGGAGCAUCAUCGUCUUCUGUGCGCGGUGGCUCGAGCGAGGGGUUGGACUGGUCGUGUCUGGGUACCCGUCUCCGUCAUGGAGAUUCUGUCAUUCUCACUGGCCCCCAACACAUGUGUGCCGGUGCGACUGGUGAGCUCCAACCAGAGCGUAUGGGUGUACCACAGCUCCCAGUUUAUUGCACCUUUGAGUGUUCUGCGAGAGCGGUGGAGAGCUCAUGUUCACCACCUUGAAAGCGCGGAGAAGGAUCGUGAGGCUACGUUGCUGGCAUCGCAGGUGACACUGGACGCACUACCGCUGAGCACCAAUGGCGAGCGAUUUGACAGUGCUACGGAGGAAUGUAUGCUGCGCAGGGCAGGCGGCUGCGUAAAGGCAAGACGGUACUGGGCAACAGCAGCUGAGGCAAAGUGGCUGUAUCGUACGCCGUUCACCGACGCCUACCUCGCGGAUCCGGAAAACUGCGUCGUUUCUCAUGCAAACGAGCUUUGCCGUCCUUUGGCGCUCUACAACGUGGAGGGGACUGUCGACCCGAACCGCUUCACCGCAUUCACCUGCCGCCGUUACGACCCGGUGAAUCACAGAGGCCAUUUCUACAGACCCGCGGUGGCAGUGUACAUGAAGGCGUUUGCCCUUCAGUAUGACUGUCUUCACGAGCCCCAGUGGAUCACUCUGAGCCGUGCCGCGAAGCUCGGGCUCUCCCUACUGCCGCAUAUCGCGCCUCUUUCCUUUUUUCGUGGGACGCCAGUUCUUCUCAUCAGCAUUGGUGCUACCCAGAGGAGGAGCACACCGACGUCAGGGGUACCACCCGCGAUAGCCGCGGAUGCCGCUGUCGCAUCCAAGGACGUCCUCAGCGACUCGGAGUGUUGCCGCGAGGAAUCCCUGCUGGUGCCGCCCCUUUCAUGA
Molecule: messenger RNA, 1233 nt
Organism: Leishmania braziliensis MHOM/BR/75/M2904
Lineage: Eukaryota; Euglenozoa; Kinetoplastea; Trypanosomatida; Trypanosomatidae
Exons: 1
Coding region: 1-1233 (410 amino acids)
Source: RefSeq, a predicted model, not a curated record